Oncorhynchus masou masou (cherry salmon) is the source of this 1938-nucleotide messenger RNA. RefSeq names its product skin secretory protein xP2-like. The transcript has 3 exons. The coding region runs from base 116 to 1378 and encodes 420 amino acids. Lineage: Eukaryota; Metazoa; Chordata; Actinopteri; Salmoniformes; Salmonidae. The record is from RefSeq and is a predicted model, not a curated record.
UCAGGUUAAACCUAGAAAUACAUUUCUCUCAUGAACCUCCACGUUUUUCUGUGUUUUUAUUCCAGUUGUCGGGAAUGGUCACAUCUCGGAGGACACGGAGACCAUCGCUGACCAGAUGCAGCUUCCUGUCCAGAGUGCCCUGACUGAUGACUCUGAGGAACCCGUCAUCAUGGCCUCAGAGGCCCUGGAGACCAUGGGGUCUGGAUGGGAGGAGGACCAGGUCCUGGAGAUGCUGGCUGCAGCCGAGCCAGAGGUUCCCCCUGAAGACCCUGCUGAGGCUGCAGCCGUAGAUGCAGAGGUCCCUUCAGAGGCUGUGGGCUUAGUAGAGGCUGGGGUCCCAGUGGAGGUGGCGGCCCCUGUUGAGUCUGUCGUGGUUGAGGACGCUCCUGUGGCAGAGGCUCCUGCUGAGACAGUGGUGUCUGAGGAGGCCCCUGUUGUUGAAACUGGAGCUGCAGUGGAGGUGGCUACCCUGGUCGAGGCAGCUGCACCUGUGGAAGCUGCUGCCCCAGUCGAGGUGGCUGAAACUGUCCCAGAGGCAGCUCCAGCCCCGACAGCGGAGACCCCAGCCCCGACAGCGGAGACCCCAGCUCCAGCCCCGACAGCGGAGACCCCAGCUCCAGCCCCGACAGCGGAGACCCCAGCUCCAGCCCCGACAGCGGAGACCCCAGCUCCAGCCCCGACAGCGGAGACCCCAGCUCCAGCCCCGACAGCGGAGACCAAAGAUGCUCCAGCCCCUGUGGCCGCUGUCCCUGAGCCUGUAACCCCUGCUGCUGAGCCUGUGGCCGCUGUCCCAGAGGGGGCCCCCGCUGUGGAGGCCCCUGCACCCAGUGGCCCCAUAACUGACCUUGUUGUUGCUGCUGAGCCUGCAGCAGAGCCAAUAACCACCCCUGUGGCUGUGGAGGCCCCUGUAGCAGCCGUUGCCAAUGAGCCAGUGGAGGCCCCAGGACUAGUGGAGGCCCCAGGACUAGUGGAGGCCCCAGGACUAGUGGAGGCCCCAGGACUAGUGGAGGCCCCAGGACCAGUGGAGGCCCCAGGUGAGGUGACAGCUCCAGCCCCAGAGCCUGUAGUAGAGACUCCUACCCCUGCUCCCGAAGCCGCCCCUGAGCUAACACCAGCCGCCCUUGCUCCUGCUCCCUCAGACGCCCCUACCCCUGCCCCAGAGCUAACACCAGCCACCCCUGCUCCUGUGGCCCCGCCUACUCCUGCCCCAGAGCUAACACCAGCCACCCCUGCUCCUGUGGCCCCGCCUACUCCUGCUAUCUCAAUCCCAGAGAUUGAUGGUGUUCCGGUGGUUGUGUUGGAGGUGGCACAGGAAGCAGCGGCCUUGGUGUUGGCUGGAGUGGCACAGGAAGCGGAGAAAGACAAGAAACAGAACUAAGAAGAGAGGUCAAACUGAGGAGGCCGCUGUGGCCUGGGAAACACAACCUUCUUGGAUAAAACCUCCGUUUUUACAUUCAGAGACGAUUUGUAGAUAAGAUGCACAACCCAAAGACCAGGAAGUUAAAACACACACACACUCAUCUGCCACAACGAUGACAGACCAGGAAGUUAAAACACACACACACUCAUCUGCCACAACGAUGACAGACCAGGAAGUUAAAACACACACACACUCAUCUGCCACAACGAUGACAGACCAGGAAGUUAAAACACACACACAUCUGCCACAACGAUGACAGACCAGGAAGUUAAAACACACACACACUCAUCUGCCACAACGAUGACAGACCAGGAAGUUAAAACACACACUCAUCUGCCACAACGAUGACAGACCAGGAAGUUAAAACACACACACACUCAUCUGCCACAACGAUGACAGACCAGGAAGUUAAAACACACACACACUCAUCUGCCACAACGAUGACAGACCAGGAAGUUAAAACACACACACACUCAUCUGCCACAACGAUGACAGACCAGGAAGUUAAAACACACACU